AUGGAAUACAUGGAAUGGGACGACACUCUAGCCACCCAUGCUCAGCAAUAUUCCGAUAUGUGCAUCUGGGCCCACGGUUUUCCCGACGUGAACAUCACACCGUUCAACCCCGUGGGGCAGAACCUCUGGAACGCCGGGCCGGUCACAGAGUCUGACAGGCCCAACCCGGCAUACGUCGUACAAUCAUGGUUCAACGAAAGGGACUACUACGACUACUCUAGUGGCACAUGCGACGAUGGGUAUGAUUGUGGCCAUUACACACAGGUCGUUUGGCACAGCAGCUCUGCAGUUGGGUGUGGACUAACCUUUUGUCCAACAGCAUCUGAAACAGAAGACACUAACAUCAUGCUAGUAGUAUGCCACUAUGGUGAAGCUGGGAACUAUGCUGGGGAAAAGCCGUACACGAGUGGGACACCCUGUACGAAAUGUGCUUCAGGAAUCGGGCAAUGUUACGAGAAUAAUUGCCGGCCUUGCUCAGAUCCCAACGAUGCAUCAUGUGUUUGCGCUCAGGUUUGUGAGAACUGUGGGACACUGGACGUCACUGCAUGCAAGUGCGAUUGCUUUUGGGGAUACAAUCUGGCUGAUUGUAGUGCUAGAUGCAUUGACAACGCUCUGUGUGGAACUGCACUGACCUACUCCCGAUGUAAUACAGACGCUUCCGUAAGACAAAACUGUCCGGCCAUGUGUGGAGAUUGCUUUGAGUAUCUACCACAGUUUUUCGCAUGUGAUGCUGAUACUGCUGACUAAAUGUUGAAAUCUAGACAGCGUCAACCAACGAGAUUCCCAUCUUGAAUGGCAGUGUAGACUGUUGGUUAUUGCAAAAACCAUCCUGUACUUGAUGUAUCACAACAUAGCCACAACAAACCUUCGAAAGUUAAGACAUAAUCAUCGAAGCUUCGAGAUAAAAAAAGAGA
Messenger RNA from Asterias rubens (European starfish), 914 nucleotides. RefSeq names its product peptidase inhibitor 16-like. Bases 1 to 747 code for a protein of 248 amino acids. Lineage: Eukaryota; Metazoa; Echinodermata; Asteroidea; Forcipulatida; Asteriidae. The transcript is spliced from 9 exons. Gene Ontology annotation, cellular component: extracellular region. The record is from RefSeq and is a predicted model, not a curated record.